Molecule: messenger RNA, 2440 nt
Organism: Nelumbo nucifera (sacred lotus)
Lineage: Eukaryota; Viridiplantae; Streptophyta; Magnoliopsida; Proteales; Nelumbonaceae
Gene: SAE2
Product: SUMO-activating enzyme 2
Biological process (GO): protein sumoylation
Cellular component (GO): cytoplasm; SUMO activating enzyme complex
Molecular function (GO): SUMO activating enzyme activity
Source: RefSeq, a predicted model, not a curated record
CUCACCGCUCGAGCGCUUUGUUAAGCAGGGUAAUGUCUCUUCAAUUUCUUUUCUUCUUUUGGGCCCCCGCUUCCACGAAGUACCGGGAAGGCGGGCAACGACUCUGUGAGGUUCUCUCAUUCCCUCUGUUGGAUUGAUUCAGAGUUCAGACACUUAAAACCCUCAGUUGUUGCCUCUCGUUAUUCCUCUCUUCUCGUGUCCAUCUCUCUUCAUAUGCUUUAAUGGCGUCCGAGGAGCAGUUACUGGCAAUUAAGAAAGCGAAGGUGCUGAUGGUUGGGGCAGGCGGUAUCGGUUGUGAGCUUCUGAAGACGCUUGCUCUCUCUGGUUUCCAGGAUAUUCAUAUCAUUGACAUGGACACUAUAGAAGUCAGUAACCUAAACAGACAAUUUUUGUUUCGACAAUCACAUGUGGGGCAAUCUAAGGCAAAAGUUGCUCGAGAAGCAGUCUUGAGAUUUAGGCCUCACAUAAGUAUUACACCAUACCAUGCAAAUGUCAAGGAUCCUGAAUUCAAUGUAGACUUCUUUAAACAAUUCAAUGUUGUUUUGAAUGGCCUUGACAACUUAGAUGCAAGGCGACAUGUUAAUCGUCUUUGCUUGGCAGCUAAUGUUCCUUUGGUUGAAAGUGGAACUACUGGGUUCCUAGGGCAGGUCACUGUUCAUAUAAAGGGUAAAACAGAGUGCUAUGAAUGCCAACCAAAACCUGCUCCAAAAACGUAUCCUGUUUGCACCAUAACUAGUACACCGUCAAAGUUUGUUCACUGUAUUGUUUGGGCAAAGGACCUACUUUUUGCGAAGUUGUUCGGUGACAAGAAUCAGGCCAAUGAUCUGAAUGUACGCUCUGGUGAUGCUACUGGGUCAUCAGAACAUGCUGAAGAUUUCUUUGAGAGAAGAGAAGAUGAAGAUUUUGAGCAGUAUGGGCGGAGAAUAUAUGAUCAUGUCUUUGGAUAUAAUAUUGAAGUGGCUUUAUCCAAUGAAGAGACAUGGAAAAACAGAAACAAACCAAAGCCUAUAUAUUCUAGGGAUGUCCUGACUGGUGAAUUUGUUCAACAGAAUGGCAAUUUGGACAAGAAUUCUCAUAUUGAUGACCCAUCAACAGUGUCUGCAAUGGCAUCUCUAGGCCUGAAGAAUCCACAGGAUAUUUGGAGCUUGGUGGAAAACACAAGAAUAUUUCUGGAGUCUUUGAAAUUAUUUCUGGGGAAAAGGGAGAAGGAAAUUGGUAACUUGAUUUUUGAUAAAGAUGAUCAGUUAGCAGUAGAAUUUGUAACUGCAGCAGCAAAUAUUCGUGCAGCUUCUUUUGGUAUUCCUAUGCAAAGCCUGUUUGAAGCUAAAGGUAUUGCAGGCAAUAUCGUGCAUGCUGUUGCCACAACAAAUGCCAUCAUUGCUGGGUUAAUUGUGAUUGAAGCAAUCAAGGUGCUUCAGAGUGACACAAACAAUUACAGGAUGACAUUUUGUCUUGAACAUCCAUCUAAAAAGAUGCUUCUGAUGCCAGUAGAACCAUUUGAGCCUAACAAAUCCUGUUAUGUCUGUUCAGAGACGCCUCUUUUACUUGAAGUUAAUACUCAUCGUUCAAAGCUGCGAGAUUUUGUGGAGAAGAUUGUUAAAGCGAAGCUAGGUAUGAAUUUGCCAUUGAUCAUGCAUGGCUCAACCCUUCUCUAUGAGGUCGGGGAUGAUCUUGAUGAAGAUAUGGUCGCCAAUUAUUCAUCAAACUUGGAAAAGGUACUAGCUGAACUUCCUUCUCCAGUCACUGGUGGGACAGUUCUCACUGUGGAGGAUCUUCAACAAGAACUGACAUGCAAUAUUAAUAUCAAACACAGAGAAGAAUUUGAUGAGGAGAAGGAACCUGAUGGAAUGCUUCUCUCUGGAUGGGUACAAUCUCCUCAAAUGAAGAAAGUUAAUCACAAGCAGGUUGACAAUGAGGAUAGCACAUCAAUUGUUUCUCAACCAGUGCAUGUGGAGACGGAAGAUGUGAAUGAAACGGAGAUAGUUGUUUCUACUGGGACCAAAAGAAAAUCGUCUGAGAUUUCUAGCACCUCUUCAAUUGCAUCAGCCGCUAGUGUUGGUACUAGAAGUAACCAGAAACCAGAAGAAAUUAAUGAUGAUGAUGAUGAUGAUCUUGUCAUUCUUGAUGGACACUCGGACACCCUCAAGAAGAAAAGGUUGCAGUAGUUGUAGCAAUUUCAGAAUUGACUAUUAGAGCCUUCAUCCAUCUGAAUUUUGUACCAAUAGAGUAAUUAACGGAUUCUUUUGGUGCUUUUUACUUUUCAACUUGAUUUAUUAGUUCUCAAUUUGUAUAUCUUAUUUUAGCGAAGAUCUGCAUUUUUUCUCUUUUUUGUAACAACAGUCUGAGGUAGAAAUGUUGAAUAUCUGUGAACAUUUUGCUAAAAAUUUAGUACUUGAAAACUGAUUAAUCAUUGACGAGGUGCCCUGAAUGUUAAAAGGGA